UUCUUCGCGAAUCCACCACAGAGUCUCUCUUUCCAGUUGUGGCGCAUGGCAACGUCAUCGCCAUUUCUCCCAGUCCUCCAACACCAUCGACAUUAGCGAGCGAAGAAUGAUAUUCUGAUGGUGGCUGUGUAGUGAGUUGUGAGUGUCUCCGCUGCGGAGCCAUUUGGUUUAGCAGGAGGAUUGAAUUCCUGGUUUCCGAUGAAAAAAUCUUCUUCAGGCUACGAGGUGUAAUUUCCACUUUUGCAAUCUCGUCGGCACCCCUCAUAUCAUAUCCGGAGGCAUCAAUUCACGUCGUGCUCACAACAUUAUCUUUUGUUCUUUUUUUCCUUUAUCGUUUCAGAAAUUCGCGUAUCUAGAACUGGAAUUUCGUGAUAGAGAGUUGAGUCAUUGGCGAGAGAGGGAUUGAUUUGAGGCGUAAGGCUAUCGAUGGCGUCCGCUACUCUCUCCCGGCACCCUGUUGCGUCGUCUGUGGCUGUAUUGUCAGGAACGAAGUUGGUGCAGCCGAGUUUCAAGUCGAGGGUGCAGGUCAAUGAGAGGAGGCUUGCCACUUCGGUGAGGGCGGAAGUGAUGACGGCCGAGCGGAAACCCGAGCUGCCUCCAGACCGUGCCAUUGUUUCCAGUGGCGAUGAUCAACUGGAGAUUGUUCGUGUAAUUAAUGGAAUGUGGCAGACUAGCGGGGGCUGGGGCAAAAUUGAGCCGGGCCCGGCUGUGGACGCCAUGUUUCGCCAUGUGGAUGCCGGAUUCACUACCUUCGACAUGGCUGAUCAUUACGGACCAGCGGAGGACUUGUAUGGCAUUUUCAUCAAUAGAGUCCGGCGGGAACGGGGAGAUGAGCUUGAGUCUCAAGUGCGUGGGUUGACAAAAUGGGUGCCACCGCCAGUGAAGAUGACCCGGGCAUUUGUGGAGUCAAACAUAGAUCGCUCUCGCAAACGCAUGGAUGUGAAGUCCUUGGACAUGCUUCAGUUUCACUGGUGGGACUAUUCAGACAAGGGUUACCUGGACGCUUUAAAGCACUUGACCGACUUGAAAUUGGAGGGUAAGAUCAAGACGCUUGCCUUGACCAAUUUUGACACAAAGAGAUUGCAGGUGAUUUUAGAGAACCAAAUCCCCAUUGUAAGCAAUCAAGUACAGCAUUCGCUUGUGGACAUGCGUCCUCAGAAUUAUAUGGCAGAUCUUUGCAACGUUACGGGAGUGAAACUAAUCACUUACGGCACUGUGAUGGGUGGUUUACUUUCGGAGAAAUUUUUGGAUGUUAAUGUUUCCAUUCCAUUUGCCGGACCGCCUCUAGACACUCCUUCCCUCAACAAGUACAAGCGGAUGGUUGAUGCUUGGGGUGGAUGGAAACUAUUUCAAGAGCUUCUGCGAGAGGUUAAGUAUGUAUCGAACAAACAUGGGGUAUCCAUGUCCGCUGUUGCCGUACGUUACGUUCUAGACCAACCUGCGGUGGCUGGCUCUAUGAUUGGUGUAAGACUAGGGCUCAAAGACCAUAUUAGAGAUUCUCAAGAAAUUUUCAAGUUGCAGCUAGAUCAGGACGAUUACGCUAGGAUUGCGAGUGUCACCAAGAGGGGAAAGAAUCUGCAAGAUGUGAUCGGAGAUUGUGGAGAUGAGUACCGCAGAGCCUAAACUCACAUUCCUGUGGUGUAACUUUUGUAGCUUCGUGUUAGCAGAUGUAAAUUAACGUUACUUUUCAUAGAGCUUCACAUUUGGCGGUGGCAGUCGCGUCUAUCGACACGGUGAAAUGAAUAAGCAUGCUGAAUUCGUUCUGAUUUAUACCAAAAUAAUAUUUUAGCUAUCAAUUAUGAUACGAUAAGAAUUUUUCUUGA
Messenger RNA from Physcomitrium patens, 1823 nucleotides. RefSeq names its product putative oxidoreductase At1g06690, chloroplastic. The record is from RefSeq and is a predicted model, not a curated record. NCBI's taxonomy places the organism in Eukaryota, Viridiplantae, Streptophyta, Bryopsida, Funariales, Funariaceae.